UCUUUUAAGUCAAGACGAUAUUCAUACAGAGCUUUUUAGGUACUCGUACCACUUCCCAGAGCUUUUCAAGCUCGUUCCAGAUCAGUACAAGUACGCCAGGUUGGCUGUGGCGAUUUUGGAUCGUAACAAGAUAGGAGAGAAUGAGAAUAUUGCUAAUGAAAUAAAUGAAAUUGUCGAGGAUGAGGAAAAAACCAAAGAAAUUUUGGAAGCUGCACGCACAUCGAUGGGAAUGGAUAUCUCAGAAAUGGAUCUGGCUAAUAUAGAAAGAUUUGCUUCCCGCGUAGCCUCUCUUACUGAAUAUCGCCAACGUCUUCAUGAGUACAUCAAGGAUCGUAUGAAUAGCUGCGCUCCAUCACUGAGUGCGUUGAUUGGAGAACAGGUCGGGGCUCGCCUUAUUUCUCACGCUGGAUCGCUUACGAAUUUGGCGAAAUAUCCAGCUUCGACGGUACAGAUCUUGGGUGCAGAGAAAGCAUUGUUUAGAGCGCUGAAGACUAGAUCUGCUACUCCAAAAUAUGGAUUACUUUUUCACUCAUCAUUCAUUGGAAGAGCAUCUACGAAGAACAAAGGAAGAAUCUCUCGUUUCCUUGCUAAUAAGUGCACAAUCGCUUCAAGGAUAGAUUGCUUCUCAGAGGUUCCUGUAGCUACUUUUGGUGAAUUCUUGAGAGGACAAGUGGAAGAACGUCUGAAAUACUUUGAAACGGGUGAAAUUCCUCAGAAGAACAUCGAUGUAAUGUCGAAAGCUCAAGAUGAGGCAAAACAC
Molecule: messenger RNA, 760 nt
Organism: Strongylus vulgaris
Lineage: Eukaryota; Metazoa; Nematoda; Chromadorea; Rhabditida; Strongylidae
Source: the annotation of a GenBank genome assembly